Linum trigynum is the source of this 996-nucleotide messenger RNA. Lineage: Eukaryota; Viridiplantae; Streptophyta; Magnoliopsida; Malpighiales; Linaceae. The record is from the annotation of a GenBank genome assembly.
AUGUCUUGGUGUACCAUUGAAUCUGACCCCGGUGUCUUCACGGAGCUCAUACAGCAAAUGCAAGUUAAAGGAGUGCAGGUUGAAGAGUUGUAUUCAUUGGACCUUGAUUCUCUUGACAGUCUUAGACCAGUAUAUGGCUUGAUUUUCCUCUUCAAGUGGCGCCCUGGGGAGAAAGAUGACCGUCCUGUCAUCAAGGAUCCGAAUCCUAACCUCUUUUUUGCAAGUCAGGUAAUCAACAAUGCUUGCGCAACCCAGGCAAUCCUGUCCAUCCUAAUGAAUUCUGCUAACAUAGAUAUCGGCCCUGAAUUAUCGAAACUGAAAGAAUUCACCAAGAACUUCCCACCAGAGCUCAAAGGCUUAGCCAUCAACAAUAGUGAAGCUAUACGUGCGGCUCACAACAGUUUUGCAAGACCCGAGCCUUUCAUCUCUGAUGAACAGAAAAUCGCUGGAAAAGACGAUGAUGUGUACCACUUCAUCAGUUACAUACCUGUCGAUGGUGUGCUUUAUGAGCUUGAUGGAUUGAAAGAGGGCCCCAUCAGUCUCGGCCAGUGCUCCAAUGACCUUGAUUGGCUCAAACUGGUUGGACCGGUGAUACAGGAACGCAUCGAGAGGUAUGCCAAGAACGAGAUAAGGUUCAAUCUCUUGGCGGUGAUCAAGAACCGGAAAGAGAUGUACACUGCCGAGCUGAAGGAGCUCCAGAGGCAGAGGGAAAGGAUCCUGGCAGCUUCUCAAACUGAAGGGGCCAGCGGGGGCAGCUACGAAUCGAUGAGCAAGUCAUUGUCCGAGUCGUUGUCCGAGGUGAACAGUGGGAUCGAGACCACAACUGCAAAGAUCCUGAUGGAGGAGGAGAAGUUCAAGAAGUGGAGAACCGAGAACAUUAGGAGGAAGCACAAUUACAUCCCGUUCCUGUUCAACUUCCUCAAGAUCCUUGCUGAGAAGAAGCAGCUCAAGCCUCUGGUCGAGAAAGCCAAGCAAAAGGCUGGCAACGCCAAGUGA